This is a messenger RNA of Paraglomus brasilianum, 2082 nucleotides long. Lineage: Eukaryota; Fungi; Glomeromycota; Glomeromycetes; Paraglomerales; Paraglomeraceae. The record is from the annotation of a GenBank genome assembly.
AUGGUUCAACAUACCUCUGCAGAAGACACUUGGACGGCUUUUGAGAAACUGCUCUUGGCACAAGCAGUAUACAAGUUUAGUGAUAAUUGGCUAGCAGUUUCUCGAACCAUGAAACAGCAUCCCAUGAUUGACAGACCACCGGAAUUUUUUUCACCAAAGAUUUGCCAAAAUAAAUACAAGGUUCUCAUAGGGCCUUUGGAGCUGGAUGAAGUUGAAUUAGAGAAUAAAAAGAAACUUGGAGAAGGCAUAGGGGCAAAUGAUACGCGAAUGCCGGUGGCCGCAAAAUUGGCUCGUAAACUAUAUAGUGACCGGAUAGGCGAACUAAGAUCAUUAAUCGGCGAAGAAGAACAGAGAUUUCGCAAGGUUGUGGCAGAGAUAGAUGAGAUAAGAUCAGGGAAAAGGGAUGAUGAGUUAAGGGAAAUACUGAAAGAACAAAAUCGGGAAAAGGAUCAUACGCCAAAUGUACUAGAGGCAACUACCAAGACAAACGCUACUGUUGCGAAAGGCAUAGCAGGCAAAUCAGACGCAAUAAAGUCAUCGGUCGCCCGAACAACGACUACGAAGCAUGCCCGUUCACCGCGUCUUGCUUCAUUACCUACUACAUCAAUACAUACUUUCAGAAGUACAAGAGAUAAACAGGCAGGAGCUUCAGCCGACAAGGCAAGUGCGAUGGAAAUCGAUCAAACUGCGGCAACAUCACAAGCAAAAUCAACAACAUCACUGCGAUCGACGACUUCUCACUCGUCGUCAACUAAAAAAGGGUCACGUUUAGACUCAAUGGACAUUAAUCAAACAUCUGCUACUAUUGAACAAUCCUCACAGUUAGCCUCUGAGAAAAUUGGCAAAGACUUGGUAGCAUCCGGAUCAUCAGUCAAGCCAGUCGAUCAUAUGGAUAUUGAUCCAAAAUUCACUGAAGAUAACUUUGAUAUUCCCGAUAACGUUACUUUUCAAGAGCCCAACGCCACCGAAUUAGAGCCGCUAAAACACGAAGCAUUAAGAAGGAUAAUGAAAGCAACAUCACCAAGCCAGACCGAAUUGGAAAAUGACAGCCCACGAACAGUUGCUGAAGAUUUGGCUAUGGAUAUUGAUGAACAAAUGGGCGAAACUCAUAGGGAUGUUGCAGAGACAUCACCGCGUGUACACUUUGCCGAAGCCGGGCUCGGAUCUUCGUCUCAUCCCACUGUUGGUGAAAGAAUGGAAUACGAUGACGAUACUACGCCUGGUAAUGGCGGUCAAUCAGAUAUAGAAGCAUCGAAUACAAGCCCAACGGCAGGUAAAGACACAGAUACAAGCUCAUUUGAUGCUAUUCAUAUUCCAAUUGUGUCGUCACCCGUUCAGAUGGAAGGUAUGAAUUCAGCUGAAGCACAGGCAUCUCCGAUACCCUACACAAUAGUAAUGCAGGCAAGUGCUAGUAUGGAUACUUCAACGAGAGAAGAAACCAGUGAUGAUGAUGACGUACGAAUGGUACAUGUUUCAUCGGAUGAUGAGGAUGCCAAGGAAGCAACUAUGAGCAAGGAUCAUGAACACGAAUUGGAACUGAUAUCGAGAGAAAUGAAAGGGACGCCAACUUCCGCUGGACGUGCUCCUUCUACUCCUGGAGAUGGCGCAAGUGAAAUAACAAAUGUAACACCAGGUGCAGAGACGUCAGAAGGUGCUGGGUCAAUGGCUGACAAGAAACACAAGACGUGGCAGAGACUUGUGUAUAUGAUAUUAACUGAUAUUGGUAAUCAUCGGUUUGCGAGCGUGUUCCAGAAUCCGAUUAAAGAACAAGACGCGCCUGGAUAUUAUAGUAUUGUUAAGCAGCCAAUGGAUCUGAAAACCAUUAGGAAGCGACUCCGUGAUUUAGUUGUUACAACUACAGACGAGUUUCAUCGAGACUUGAUGUUAAUGUUCAUGAACGCUCUAAUGUAUAAUCGAGAAGAAACGCAUAUAUAUCAAGUAGCAAUGCAAAUGAAAGAUGAGGUUGAACAAAUGAUUCUAGAGUUUAAGCGAAGCGAAAGUGCUCGUUCAGGAUCAUUUGAGACAACUACGCGGAGAAAGAGUGUGGCAACUGAGCCUACUAGUCGGAUACCGCUGACAUGA